This is a messenger RNA of Rhopilema esculentum, 3113 nucleotides long. Its product is annotated as sphingomyelin phosphodiesterase. Gene Ontology annotation, molecular function: sphingomyelin phosphodiesterase activity. The record is from RefSeq and is a predicted model, not a curated record. Gene Ontology annotation, biological process: sphingomyelin catabolic process. Lineage: Eukaryota; Metazoa; Cnidaria; Scyphozoa; Rhizostomeae; Rhizostomatidae.
UUUUCUGAAUCGUGGCUAUCACAUGAUACGCAAGUUGCGUUGUUGUUGAUGAGCCAUCACGCAACGCAAUCAGUAUCGUACGUGCUAUCGCGGAAGAAGGUGUGUGAAACUUGGCUCUGUUCCGUUUCUGGAAGUCACCUCUUCCAGCUAUGCAGGCCAAGUUGAUCGGCACUUUGAUUCUUUUUUACUGCUUUAUUUCUUGUCUAGACUCCCUUCCUGCAAGCAGAAAGGAGCUUCGAGGAAUAGGAGGCCGUAAUGAUCGAAGAGGCCUCACGACAGCGAACACAGAGUCCUUGGUGAACAUAUUAAAAAAAACAGAAAGUAUUGGGCAGGGUUUGACAUGUACCAUAUGCAAAAUUGGAACAGGCAUCCUCCAGUCAUUUCUUGAGCAAGGAAGCACAGAAGGAGAAAUCGUUAAACUGCUUACAAAGAUAUGCAUCAAUUUGAAGAUAGAGGAUACUCGGGUAUGCACUGCUGUUAUUCUUGAAUUCAAAGAUGAAGUUUUGACAGUUUUCAACGAAGCUGUUGUUACACCGGAUGAUGUAUGUGGGACGAUUCUUGGCCAAAGCUGUGCCAACGCUGGAAGUGCCUAUGGACCUUGGAAUGUGACAUUUCCCAAAUCGAAGAGGGGAAUAAAUCGGAAAGCACGGAGCUUCGUUGUUGAUAAAGACUCUGUUGGCUCAUCAGUAUCAAAAGUGCUACAUUUAUCUGAUACACAUGUUGAUCAAAUGUACAUGGAAGGUGCAAACACUCAAUGUGGUGAACCCUUGUGCUGCAGGAAAAGUAAUGGAUUAGCACCCAAGGGUGUAACUCCAGCUGGAAAAUAUGGGUACUACAACUGUGAUACACCAGUCAUCUUAUUGGACAAUAUGUUGCAGCAUAUUAAGGAUAACCAUAAAGAUAUUGAUUAUGUUCUUUGGACUGGAGAUGUACCAGCUCACAAUAUUUGGAACCAAUCUCGUCAUGACCAGGUUUCUGCUUUACAAUUUGCUGGUGAAACCCUCUCAAAGUAUUUUCCAAACCUGAAGGUCUUUCCAUGCAUUGGAAAUCAUGAAGGAGCUCCUGUAAACAGCUUUCCUCCCCCGUUUAUCAACGAUGGACAUUCAAAUGAUUGGUUGCGAAAAGAACUUGCAGCCCUCUGGGGAAGGUGGCUGCCUGCAGAUACACAACCAACUAUAUUGAAGGGUGGUUAUUACACAGCCCUUGUUCGCAAAGGCCUUCGUAUAAUAUCGCUGAACAUGAACUACUGCAACAACAUGAACUGGUGGUUGAUGAUCAACAACACGGACCCUGCCGGACAGCUUCAGUGGAUGAUCGGCGUUCUGGAGGGUGCGGAGAAAAAUAACGAGAAGGUCCAUGUGAUUGGACACAUUCCACCCGGCAGCGGUGAUUGCCUCAGCCACUGGAGUUGGAAUUACUAUGAGAUCAUCAAACGAUACUCUCACGUGAUCACUGCUCAAUUCUUUGGCCACACACACCACGAUGAAUUUGAGAUAUUCUAUGCAAACGAUGACGUGAAAAUGCCAGCCAAUAUUGCGUACAUUGGCCCAAGCGUCACCCCAUAUACCAACUUGAACCCUGGAUACCGAAUUUAUGAAGUCGAUGGCGAUUAUGCGAAUAGCACACAGGCCGUUUUGGAUCACCUUACAUAUAUCAUAGAUCUUGCAAAGGCGAACAAAGAAGAAAAACUCAGUUGGGAACUUGAGUAUAGAGCAACGGAAGCAUUUGGGAUGAAAUCUCUGUCGCCAUCCGACUGGAAUGAUCUUGUCAACAGAAUGAAUUCCGAUGACGCUUUGUUCCAGACAUUUAAUAAAUUCUUUUAUAAAUCACACCCCGAGAAAUGCACAGGACCUUGUAAGAAAUCGACUCUUUGCCGCUUAAAAAGUGCAAGAUCAACAGAUGUCAACGUCUUCUGCAAAUUUGAAACCGAGGCCGAAUACAAAUGGUACAAAGCAUUCAAUUUACUAAUGAAGAAAUGUUAAUUUGUUAAAGCCUGAUAUUAUGUGACGACUUCUGACUGAGUUAAAUCGUGUUUAAUUAGAAAAAAAUAGAAUAAUAGCAAAACAGUUUUAUACUUUUAGAGAAAAUGGUCACGCGACAAAAUCUAGAUUCAUCGAAUUGUUAUAUGCCUUUAUGGAGACAAAGUUACCACAAUCUUUCCGGAUUACCCGUUUUUUAUCUCUUUUGUUCUCAUUUUUCAACAUAGUUCCGAAUCUUGGAUAGUCGUAUCUUUCAAUAACUGAUACCUUCUGUUUCCCCAAAGCUCCUUUUUGGCAGCAAAAUAUUAUAUCUAAUUCGAAAAUUCAAAUUUGUAUGGCUUAAAGUAGAAAUAUUGAAGGAAAUAACAAAAUAACGUUUUUUCUGCCAAAUCGUGGCGAUAAUUCAUAAAGCAAAUUGUAAAUUCUAUAGCAAAUAAUAGUAAUCCAACCUCUAUAAUUCAAAGGCAAUCUACAGAUACUAAAGUUGUUUAAGCUAUGUCUGUCAUCAACAUUUAAUUAGCCAAUCAUUUAACGUGAUACAACUUACACGCUUAUUGAUUGGCCAAUAGUUGAUUGGCAGUUGCUUAAGCCACUUUGGUAUCUGUCUAUUCUCUUUAAUUAAAGCGUUUCAAGAUGUGUUAAUAACAAUUAGUGGUUUAAUAAAAAAGAAAGGUUUAAUUUGUUCCGUAGAGGUUCUGUUGAAAAAUUGAAAGUGGGAGAAAAAUAAGAAUGUAGAAAAAAAGGAGAAGAUAGAGAAAAUGGAAGUGUCAACUUCUCUCCACUUUUCAGUUUUUCAACUGAAUCGGAACGCAGGCUACUUGCUUAAAGCGCUGUAUGUUAAUUUAUUAUUUUGAUUUGUGUAAAUAAGUGUCUUAAUGUUGUUUAUAUCUAUGAUUUAAGCGCAGAUUAAAUAUGGCUUUAUAAUUGCAAAGAAAUCCGUCUUAAUGUUAGUGCUGUGUGUUAAGAAAAUUGUUGUGAAUUUGUUUGUGCGAAUCUGUAUAGCUUCGUUUCUGAUUUUGCUUUUAUGCCUUGUAAAAUUCUGAGUUAUUUUGAUUUGAAUUUGUUUGCUAGCCUGCUUAAUAUUUUGUAAAACGAGUCUGUAAAUCGUAUGGAAACAAGCAAAUUUAGUAGAUA